CAGAUACAACGUCACUUCCUCAAGUUAUUUUCAUUUGUCUGUGAGGCAAACGCCAGCAGUUAUCUAGCUAGUACCUUACACCAAAGAUAACGUUACUAUUUUAACUUACAAUAUAUCAGGGUGGAAACGGCAUUACCUUUUUUUUCUGUAAACUGUUGUACCCUGAAAUUAUGCAAGAAAUAUAACAACUACCAAACGUGUUAGCGUCAGCAAAGACAGGAAAACGUGCGUUUGCGAGGAGAAGUAACGUUAGCUAGCUAGUAUAGGUUAAUUGGCUACCUAUUGUUAGCUGCCUUUUCCCUCUUACCGUUGGUGUGGUAGUGUUGGCUAGCUAGCUGACUUACUCAGAAUUGUGUGAACUGAUGGAGUGCCCUCAUCUGAACUCAAACGUGAGCUGUCCUAUCGAUACCUCUAGGUUUCCUAACGGUACUCCGUCUUCCUGGUGUUGCAACGUUUGCAGGUCUAAUAAAAGUCCAUGGAUUUGCCUUACCUGUCUGAUGGUCCAUUGCGGAAGAUACGUCAGUGGACAUGCAAAGAAACACUUUGAAGACAGCCAAGUCGUUUGCAGUAGUCAAAAGAAGGGUGAGAAACAGGAAAAAGAGAAAUCCCAUCAUUCGGUCUGCAUGGACUGCAGCAACUACAGCAUAUUUUGUUACAGAUGUGAUGACUUUGUUGUCAAUGACACCAAACUUGGGCAGGUGCAGAAAGUUAGGGAACAUCUGCAGAGUUUAGAAAACUCAGCACUGAUGGGUGACAGACAGAGGAAAAGAAAACUCCAGGAAAGCCCAGCUCCAGACGGAAAGUUGUUGAAAGACAUUGAUGGGGCGGCUUUAGGUGCUACAGGCCUGCGGAAUUUAGGCAACACUUGCUUCAUGAAUGCAAUUCUACAAUCCCUUAGCAACAUCGAGCAGUUCAGCUGUUAUUUCAAGGAGUUGCCUGCAGUGGCUCUACGCAGUGGUAAGACGGCAGGAAGAAGGAUGUACCACACCCGAAGCCAAGGGGACAACAGUGUGUCUUUGGUGGAGGAGUUCAGGAAAACCCUAUGUUCCCUGUGGCAAGGAAGCCAGACGGCCUUCAGUCCAGACUCCUUAUUUUAUGCUAUAUGGAAAAUCAUGCCAAGUUUCAGGGGCUAUCAGCAGCAGGAUGCACAUGAGUUCAUGCGUUACCUGCUGGACCACCUCCACAGGGAGCUCCAGUACAGUCGCAAUGGGGCGUCUCAUUCACUCUCGCCUCAGGAUGGGGUCAGACUCUCCACUGCAGAAGGCAAAUGCUGCAUAAAUGGGACUGCCAGUGUUGUCACAUCCAAUUUUGGUGGCAUACUUCAGAAUGAAGUCAACUGCCUGAUAUGUGGAACAGAAUCUCGGAAGUUUGAUCCAUUUCUUGAUCUGUCUUUGGACAUUCCCAGCCAGUUCAGACAAAAGAGAAGUAAGGACCAGGAGCCAGGGCCGACCUGCACUUUACGUGACUGCGUACGUAGCUUCACUGACCUGGAAGAACUUGAUGAAACAGAGCUGUACUAUUGCCAUAAGUGUAAAAAGCGACAGAAAUCCACAAAGAAGUUCUGGAUCCAGAAGCUGCCAAAGGUUUUGUGUCUGCACCUUAAAAGGUUUCACUGGACGGCCUUUUUGAGAAACAAGGUGGAUACCUAUGUGGAAUUUCCACUGAAAGGCAUGGACAUGAGAGGCUACUUACUUGAGCCAGAUAAUUCAUUACCGGAAAGCUGCCUGUAUGACCUUGUUGCUGUCGUAGUGCAUCAUGGAUCUGGGGUUGGAUCAGGACAUUAUACAGCAUAUGGCAGCCACGAGGGUCGAUGGUACCACUUCAACGACAGCACAGUGACUCUGACCAAUGAGGACACAGUGAGGAAGGCCAAGGCCUACAUCCUCUUCUACGUGGAGAGGACUGAACAGGGGGCUUCAGACAAAUCGGCCAGGAACAGUGGUCCCUCAGAAGCAGUUGCUCAGGACAAGGCUGCAGCAGCAGACACGGUUGCCACAGACAUGGUUUUGAUGGAUGUGCCAGCCUCACACAUGAAUACCCAGGACGUGGCAGCCCCAGAUAAUGCUGCAUUGGAAAAUGUGGGUGAAGACAUGGCCGACAAAGCUUCAGUGGAGGCUGCGACAGAUCGGGAUACCUCAGACAAGGCUGCAAGAGAGGAAGCCAGCCAAGCUAUACAUUCCACAAUCAGAUUCUUGUGUACGUAUCUGAGAACUAGGCCAGGCCAGUGUAAACAUCUGGCUCAGUCCAGCGCUUGCCGCCUGUUGAGAGCCAUGACAGAUGGAGAGGGAGCGCCUCCAGCGUGUGCCUGA
This is a messenger RNA of Perca fluviatilis (European perch), 2309 nucleotides long. It is a transcript of the gene usp3, whose product is annotated as ubiquitin specific peptidase 3. Gene Ontology annotation, biological process: protein deubiquitination. The record is from RefSeq and is a predicted model, not a curated record. Gene Ontology annotation, cellular component: cytoplasm. The coding region runs from base 363 to 2309 and encodes 648 amino acids. Gene Ontology annotation, molecular function: cysteine-type deubiquitinase activity; zinc ion binding. The transcript has 17 exons. Lineage: Eukaryota; Metazoa; Chordata; Actinopteri; Perciformes; Percidae.